Messenger RNA from Coniophora puteana RWD-64-598 SS2, 3233 nucleotides. RefSeq names its product ANTH-domain-containing protein. Bases 31 to 2952 code for a protein of 973 amino acids. Gene Ontology annotation, cellular component: clathrin-coated vesicle; clathrin-coated pit. Gene Ontology annotation, biological process: clathrin coat assembly; clathrin-dependent endocytosis; vesicle budding from membrane. The record is from RefSeq and is a predicted model, not a curated record. Lineage: Eukaryota; Fungi; Basidiomycota; Agaricomycetes; Boletales; Coniophoraceae. Gene Ontology annotation, molecular function: SNARE binding; phosphatidylinositol-4,5-bisphosphate binding; clathrin heavy chain binding. The transcript is spliced from 10 exons.
AGCACACCCCACAUCGCUGGCGGAGGAACAAUGUCAAGCUUCGACAAGAUCGUCAAGCUGGCAUGCAAGCCAAAGGCUGCACCUCCAAAAGCAAAGUACUUGGAUCCCAUCAUAGCAGCAACAUGGUCGGAGGAGGGCGCCGUUCACGAUGUCUGCAAAGCACUCGUCCCACGUCUCAGAGAACCUAAUGCCAUUAUUGCCUUCAAAGCACUGCUCGUCCUCCACACUAUGAUACGUAAUGGGUCUACGGAUAAUGUCCUAUCAUAUUUGUGCUCCUCUGAGGUCCUUCGUCUUCGCAAUGUCUCGACUGGCAACUGGGAUGGUUACGCUGCCCCUCAAAACAUGCAAAACUACGCACUCUACCUCGACACCCGGAUACGCGCAUACCGCGAGCUGAAGCACGAUGCCAUACGUGUACAGGCAGAGUCGAAUCGCGACAUGCGUCUCAACAAUUCUCUCGAAGAGGAUGGCGCUCACUCAGGCGGUUCCAAGAGCAGUUUAGCGAAGGCGCGAGCGGAGCCCAAGACUCCCCAGAGAAGCAAGACUAUGGUGGGAAGGAAAUUGAGGAUUAUGACGGUUGAGAAGGGUCUUCUUCGUGAAACGAAGAUUGUUCAGAAGAUGAUAGACGCGUUAAUCGAGUGCAAGUUUUACUCGGACGACUUAGAGGAUGAGCUCACAAUUUUUGCGCUGCAAAUGCUUGUCAAGGAUCUACUCAUCCUAUUCCAAGCUGGUAACGAGGGCGUCAUUAACGUCCUUGAACACUACUUCGAAAUGUCCAAGGUCGACGCUAAAGAUGCACUGCAAAUUUACCGCCAGUUCUGCAAUCAGGCAGAGAGGGUCGUCGAGUUCUUAGGGGUGGCGAAGAAACUCCAGAAUCUCCUUCACGUUCCUAUCCCGAACUUGAAGCAUGCCCCUGUUUCUCUCGCAGGAGCAUUGGAAGAGUACUUGAACGACCCCAAUUUUGAACAAAAUAGGAUAGAGUACAAAGCCAACAGAGAAGCCGCGGAGAAGAACGGCAAGGCUGGAAAGACUGGUUUGACACCCAAACCGCAAGAGAGUGCCACCUCGACAAGUUCAGCUCCUGCUGAACCUGGGCCUAGCUCAGAUGUACCUCCCGUUCCCAAAGUCGAGACCAACAACGCUGUCGUAGACUUCUUUAAUUCUAUCGACGAGCAGCAGCCUACGAUGUUCAACCCUAACACGGGCAGUCCCACGAUGAACUACUUCCAGCAACAAGCUGCGCAUAACCCAUUCGUUGCACGGCAAAUGACAGGAGCCCCUUUCCCACCACAACAAACAGGCGCCCCCUUCAUACCGCAACAGACAGGUUUUGCCCCUCAGGUCAUGCAUCAAGCUACUGGGUUUCCGGGCGGUCAACCGUUCCAGCAGUCCCAGUUCAAUGCCUUUUCCACCCCCCAACUUCGCCCUCAGGCGGCGGAUCAGCCCCAGCAUCGGCCUUUUUCGUCUUUCGUACCUUCUCAGCCGACGGGUUUCCAAGGUACACCACAAAUGGGUGGACAAGGGCCGCUGGUACCUCAAACUACGGGCGGCAAUCCUUUCCGGCAGACCGUACUCAUGCCUCAGAUGACCGGCAUGGCUGCUUUUAACACUGGUGCCCCAGGUGGUAUGCCAUCCUUCCCUUCGCAACCCCAGCAGCCACCUGCGUUUUCUGUUACCGGAAAUCAGCCAUUUGGCCAGCCACAGCCAAUGGGCCAGAACCAAAGUGCAUUUACAGGUGGCAUGUCGAACGGCGCUUUUGGUCAACCGAACGGAGCGCGUACAGAUGUUCCUACCCGCCCCGGCUCAGCACCUCUUACGUCUAUGAGCAGCGCUCAGCCCUCGGGGAUGUCCCCACCCAUGGCACAGCCUGUUAAGACCCAUACGACGGGAUCGAGAAACCCCUUCGGUGUUCCAAUUGAGCCUCCCCCGCCCAUGCCCAAGCCACCUACGCUUUUGGAACUGUCCAUGGGAGCUGGCAAUACGAGCAACAGUUCGAGCCAGAGCACGAACGCCAGCAGUCCACCACCCCAGCUGCCUCAGCAGACCGGUGGGACGUUUGGCGGCUCUUUUGGGAGCUCCUUUGGAAACUCGUUCGGUCAGCCUCAGCAACCGCAGCCUACCGGUGCUCUCAAUAGCCUAAACGGCGCGUUCCAGUCGAGCAAUACUGCUGGCGGGUCAACCAUGUCCAAUGUUGCGUCUUCCUUCGCGAAGAAGCCCGAAGAGAACAAGAACGACUUGGCCAGCCUCAGUGCAUUCGGGUCACCGUUCCCCGGAGCUCAGAGCAACGCGACUGGCACGACGAACUCGACCUUCUCUGACUCCCUCUUCUCCUCUUCUCUCGGACCACAGCCCACGGGCUCGACGUUCACCUCCUCCGCGCCCUCCAUCUCCGUGUCUUCACCCGGAGGUGCGAAUGGUGCACUGAAGCCACAGACAACGGGGUUUGCCCCACUCAAGGCAUUCAAGCCGUCGUCGUCCUUUGGUGCAUCCCUGCUUGAAUCGCUGCCGCCGAUACCACAAUCAGCCCCCACAACUCCGGACGUUACUGGCAAACCAGCAGAAUCGUCACCCUCACCAGCUCCAGGUUCCGCCUCUGGCCCGGGAUCCUUCGCAGGUGGGCUAGGAACGCAGCCCACCGGCUUUGCGAGCGGCAGCGAUUUCUCGAAGACGAUGCUCGGCACGGGUCUGCGUCCGCAGAUGACGGGCGGCCCGAACCCCUUCCGCGCGACCAUGUUUGCGACGUCGCCAAGCACGGGCACGGGUGCAGGCGCCAGCACCGGUGCCUUCGGGGCGAACGGCACGACUAGCCUGGGUCUUCCGUCAAUGUCAGGGUUCGGCGGCGGUUCGCAGCCCCAGUUCCCGAGCAUGACGGGUUUCGGUGCAGGCUCGUUCGGCCAGCAACAGCAGUCGCAGCAGCAGUCGCAGCAGCAGCAGAACGGGUCUCUCAUCUAAGCUCUCUCCGUUGAUUAUUUAGUGGUUGUUGGUUUGCAUAUAAACACGUUACGUUCGCUACCUGUCCCCAUUUUCCACAGACUACAAUGUCAAUAUUCUUAUACGACAUGUCACUCCAUCAUAACGUUUCACACUCCUUGCGCAUUGAAUACACACUUUCUCUAUACACUCCGCAUCCGCCUCCCCUUCCGUCGCUGUACCGUUCUCGCCAUCGUCAAUCAUCCGUCGUUUUCGCCUUUUCUUUACUGUAACUCGAAUUUUUGGACCACACAUUUAACUCA